CACAGUGUUAGGCAAUUUGAGUUGCUUGCAACAUUAACGCAAAAUAAAACAUAACAACCUCUUGGGUUGUCGAGAAGAAAGAGGAAUCCCAGGCAAGCUAUGCCCCAAACCCUCACCAAAUCUAACUCUUUCCUGGGGAUCCGGAUCGAAGAGGCCCCAGGAACGAGCUUUGAGCCGGGAGACACCAUCAUCGGGCGCGUCUACCGGAAAACCCGAGCCGUCAGCCCACGUGCAAGCGUCACGAUCUCGCUACACGGGGGAUCUGAGUUCAAGAUAGUGGUGAGAAAUGGCCAAAGCAGCACCUUCAGGCGGCACGAUUUCUUCAACGCCCGCGACACUACCUACACGAUAUUCGACGGGCCUCUUCACAUAGAGCCUGCGAGUUCAGGGGUUGCCUGGCCCUUCGCCAUCACCAUUCCUUCGUCGUUUGACCACUUAAGCCUGGACAGAGGCGUGCCCGAGGACCACAGCCACCCGUCACUUGGCCCUGACGAUGUCGCCGCCCGGCCGCUGCCCUCCACCUUCUCUACGGGCAACCCAGUAUUUCCCCAGAACCCGCGAGCAUUUGUCGAGUAUUUCCUCCAGGCCGAACUCCGACUUUACAACCACCGCUCAACCGACGUCUACGAGGCCACGCUCCCUCUGUCUAUGGUAAAUUCGCCGGAACCUCCAAUAACAAACUACCAUCUACGACUUGCCAAGUUUCAAAGGGGAGUCAACUCGCAGCGGCUUGUCCCCGGCAUGGAAGAUGCCGAGCUCACAUUCACGCAAAGGACGCAGAAGUUCUUUGGGUCCCCCAAGAUACCCAACUUCAUCUUCCAGGCCCAGGUGGAGAUCCCGACGGUCAUGCAGCUUAACGACCCGCACCCGAUCCCCAUCUGCCUGCGUGUCAACCCCCUCUGGGCCAAGACCAGCGACAUCAUCCGCGGCGUGCCCCAGAAAGUGAAACUGACAUCCUUGGCCCUCGUCCUCAAGGCCGACACCGAGGUCAAGUGGUCUGACAUCUUCAACACCCAGCACGCCAGCACCCUGCACAAGCCCGAUCUCACCGUUGACGCGGCCUUCCACGCCCUUGGCCACGACCUCUACGUGCCCUGCUCCGUCGAAGAUCCCCCCUUGGACGUCGGCCAGCUGGUCAAUUUCCGCAUCGGCCCACACGGCCGCAUCAGCCCGGCUCCGGAUUAUUCAGGGCAGCCCCGCGUAUACCCUUGCUUCACGACGAACAACAUCCGGCACAGUCAUCGCCUGCAGUGGGAGGUGCGCCUGCUCGUAGCGGGCGAGACGGUCGAGGUCAUGGGCGAGGGACAGGUAACGGUGCUAUCGCCCAGCGAUAGCAGUGGCCGGAGCGCGUGGAUGCGGCCUCCUACUGCACCGGAGAAUACGGAUUCGUGGAUUCGUCCACCGGCAGAGGAGGAGAAAGAGGAGGAUGUGGCUCCGCCUUCGUUUACGGAGGCGCAGAACGGGGGUUAAAGUUGAGGAGAAGGGUAGGAUGAGCUGUCUGGUCUUCAGUUUUCAGAUUAAGGGCUUCUACUGCAAAAUUGAUAUCCGGAAGUGAUUUCUAUUCAGCAUUUUAUAUUGAGACGGAGGAAGUCAACCGCGCUCCGCCUCUGGACCCUCCAUCGCCUCUGGACCCCCACCAGGCGUUGUCCGUCAACCCACACCUCACUCAUCGCAUCACCAACUAGGUAGAAUGGCGGUCAGCCGUCUGGCGCGAAGCCCGACUCCACAACGGGAAUAAGGUGGCACAUACAUGCAGGCGACACGGAUGGG
Messenger RNA from Phialemonium atrogriseum, 1770 nucleotides. RefSeq lists its product as uncharacterized. Bases 100 to 1470 code for a protein of 456 amino acids. The record is from RefSeq and is a predicted model, not a curated record. NCBI's taxonomy places the organism in Eukaryota, Fungi, Ascomycota, Sordariomycetes, Cephalothecales, Cephalothecaceae. The transcript has a single exon.